Molecule: messenger RNA, 482 nt
Organism: Rhagoletis zephyria (snowberry fruit fly)
Lineage: Eukaryota; Metazoa; Arthropoda; Insecta; Diptera; Tephritidae
Product: long-chain-fatty-acid--CoA ligase 3-like
Biological process (GO): long-chain fatty-acyl-CoA metabolic process; long-chain fatty acid metabolic process; neuron differentiation
Cellular component (GO): plasma membrane; lipid droplet; endoplasmic reticulum
Molecular function (GO): long-chain fatty acid-CoA ligase activity
Source: RefSeq, a predicted model, not a curated record
ACGGUGCAUGUGGCGUGCCUUUCCACACGGUCAAGUACUACCUAAAGGAUUGGCCUGAAGGUGGGUACAGCACGGCUGAUAAACCAAAUCCUCGAGGCGAGGUCUGCGUAGGAGGUGAUGUAAUUGCUCAAGGCUACUACAAAAUGCCUGAAGAAACAGCGGCCUCUUUCAAGGUGGAUCCCGAUGGAACCAGGUGGUUUGAGAGUGGAGACAUUGGCGAGGUGUUGCCGAAUGGCACACUAAAAAUAAUCGACCGCCGAAAGGAUCUUAUAAAGCUUGCUAACGGCGAGUUUGUCUCACUGGGCAAGGUUGAGUCUGCGUUGAGAAGCUCUCCGUACGUUGAAAACAUUUGCGUUUGUACUGAUCCGUACAAAAAUCACAUCACUGCGCUCAUCUCACCCAAUCGAAAGGCCAUAGAUGAGUUGGCAAAGAAGCUAAAUAAAGCUUCACUUUCUUUUGAAAAGCUGUGCAAAGAUGAACAG